UCUUAGGGGUGCACUCACUUCCUACAUAGUUCAAUAACCACAUCCACUGUAGAGUGAGCGUUGUCGGAAGGAUCUGCUACUCGCACUGGGAUAACAAAUCUAAAGAAGAGUAUGUUUGACUGAGUGCUCCAUCCUUCCAGCAUGCAGAGCAUCAAGUGUGUAGUGGUGGGAGAUGGUGCGGUGGGGAAGACAUGCUUGCUCAUCUCUUACACCACUGGAGCCUUCCCCAAAGAGUACAUCCCUACUGUGUUUGACAACUACAGUUCCCAGGUCAGUGUGGAUGGGCGAACCAUCAGCCUCAACCUGUGGGACACAGCAGGCCAGGAGGAAUAUGACCGUCUGCGCACGCUCUCUUACCCCCAGACCAACGUCUUCGUCAUUUGCUUCUCCAUAUCCAGCCCACCCUCCUAUGAGAAUGUCAAGCACAAGUGGCACCCUGAGGUGACACACCACUGCCCCAAUGUGCCCAUUCUGCUGGUGGGGACCAAGAGCGAUCUGCGCAAUGACCCUGAGCUGCUAAAGAAGCUAAAGGAGCAGAACCAGGCACCCAUCACAAAUCAGCAGGGUCAGGCGCUUGCCCGGCAGAUCCACGCUGUCAAAUACAUGGAGUGCUCUGCGCUCAACCAGGAGGGAAUCAAGGACGUGUUCGCUGAGGCUGUUCGUGCCUUCCUCAACCCUCAGCCCACUGCAACGAAAAGGCACUGUGUUCUACUCUGAGAAUGGAGGGUAUAGAGUUAUUUUGAAUUUGACAGAGAAUUGUAUAGUAAUGAUGUUAUAGGAAAUGUAUGAAAUCUAAGCCAUUUGUGACCCAGAAUCAAAAACUUUUGUUAAGACAGAUUGAGCAACAGACAUACUAUAGAAAAGAAUUUAAAUAAUAAGAGGAAUGUGCCCUUUAUUUACAUAAAGAUGACAAUAAAUAUUGUCCUCACUUCAGACAGAUAGACUAAGAUAAGGUUGAUACAUUGACAGACAGAUACUUGUCAAAUGUGUGGAGCUACCUGUAUGUUCUUCAUAAAUAUAUUUUUCUUAAAGGCUCAGUGAACCUAAGGCUUAGUGACUUAGGUUAGUGACUAUUAUUUUUCCAAAAUAUAAACAAACAUACAAAAAUUCCCCACUCAUACGGUAAAGUGUGGCUAGUCUGAAGAUUAAAUAAUGUAAAGCAUUUGUUUGUUUUUUUUGUUAAAGCUUUUUGGUCACUGCAUAAUUCCAUUUGUUAUUUCCUUUGCAAUUGCAUAAUUCGUUAUAUGUUGGUUCUGUUGUCUUUAGUUGUUUCAAACUGUGGAAAACAGUCCAAACUUUUGCCUUAUAUUGUUGACAGACAGAGAGCGAAUAGGACAUGCCAGCAGAAAAGGGCAUUUGAAACAUACACUUAGGCACUAUUGGCACUGUUUUACAGAAUCAUAUUCUGAUGGUUUUAGAGAGAUGUUAUGACCUUAAGAGACAAUUGUACACCUUGAAACAUAUCUGAAAAAUAUAUAGUACUAAAUGUUUUUACCAUUUUCAAAGAGGGUUUCUAUCAGCUUUAUCAGUGAACUCGUUUCUCAAAACAUGGAUCUGAAAUUUUCCUUUUUUCAUUCUAGUACAUGUAUCACAAAGCUUUUAAGAUCUAAAGGUGAUUGUUGAGAUAUGUAAAUAUAUCUCUAGGAGAACUGGCCUGUAAUAUGUUUGUUGACUGUGGUCGUUAAACUUCUACUAGAUUUCAGAUGCAAGAAUGCUUGUGUCUCUGUCUACAGUCUCAGUAGUUUCUGCAUGGAACCUCCAGUUUUACACUGACCACACUACUUCCUUAUUCCCUACAAGCCUCUUGGCAGUCUAUUCAGGAAGUAAAAGUUCCAGUGUGCAUUGCUGUCAUUUCUACUCACUUACUGUUUCCCAGCAAAUCAGGGUGGGGCUUAGUUGGGAAACAGCUAGAAUUAGAAACUCUCAGCACUUGAUGACUGAUUUGGAAUAAACUCAUAUUAGCUAAUACUUCUAGCUAAUAGUUACCCUGUGACUACAAAAGUGUUUUUUUUCUCAUCAUGUUUAUUGCUUACUAAAAGUUGCUCCAGAAGACAUUUCUAUAGAGAAAACUUACCUGUUCAUGAGCCAAUAUAAAUUUAUGUUCAGACUAUAAUACCAGUAACUGUAAAUGCAGUGUCUAAACAUUCUAAAUCAGUUACAAAUAUAUUUUUCUUUUACUGCUAACAAAACCAUGGAGGACUUGCUAAAUAUCCAUUAUUUAGACAACCCAUUGUGGCUCUGUGAAUUCUGAUUGAGUAGUUCCAACUGAAUCUAAUUCAGGAUGAGUGCUUGAGAUUAACACUCCACACCAUAUCUGGCUCUACUAGUCUGACAUCAACCUUCCUUUGAAACAGCAUAUAGUUGGCUGUAUGCAUGCAACCAACCUACUGUUGAUGUCAUAUUUCAAAGCAGGAGCCCAGUAAACUCUGCUGAGAGAAUUUUUCAUAAAGAGGCUAUUAUAGGGCCAGAGUUAUUUCUCUCUCUUUUUCUCACUUAGUUAUAUAUUGUGAAUGGUUGCUUUUUACAUUCUUUGCUAUGGUACCAUGUUCUGGUGUUUAUUGUGCUAAUCAAAUUUUCCAAAUGUCUUGCCAUCAAAUAAAGUUUAACAAUAUAAUUAGA
Electrophorus electricus (electric eel) is the source of this 2619-nucleotide messenger RNA. It is a transcript of the gene rhogb, whose product is annotated as ras homolog family member Gb. Gene Ontology annotation, biological process: small GTPase-mediated signal transduction. NCBI's taxonomy places the organism in Eukaryota, Metazoa, Chordata, Actinopteri, Gymnotiformes, Gymnotidae. The record is from RefSeq and is a predicted model, not a curated record. Gene Ontology annotation, molecular function: GTPase activity; GTP binding.